This is a messenger RNA of Stylonychia lemnae, 927 nucleotides long. NCBI's taxonomy places the organism in Eukaryota, Ciliophora, Spirotrichea, Sporadotrichida, Oxytrichidae. The record is from the annotation of a GenBank genome assembly.
AUGCAAGCUUAGAGAGCCGAAGGCGAAUCUGCCACUAAAUUCUUUAUCAAGAACUUACUCGCUGCCUCAACUGCUGGUUGUGUUGCUGAGAUCGCUACCAUCCCUAUUGAUACUGCCAAGGUCAGACUUCAAAUUCAAGGAAAGAAUAUAGAUCCAAGCAUUAAGCCAAAGUAUUAGGGAUUCAUGGGCACAAUGAAAACUAUCACUGCUGAAGAAGGUCCAAGAGCUUUGUACAAUGGUUUAGCAGCUGGUCUUCAAAGAUAAGUUCUAUUCGCAGGUCUCAGAAUCGGUCUAUAUAUUCCAGUUAGAAACAUGAUUGCUGGAGAGCUCAAGCCAGGUGAAAACCCAACAUUGAAAACAAAGAUAUUAGCUGGUCUCUGCACAGGUGCCAUCGGUAUUUCAAUUGCCAACCCAACUGAUGUCGUUAAGGUUAAGAUGCAAGCUCAAGCCAGAUCAGCUGACCCCAGUCAAGUCAAAUAUAAGGGAUGCAUUGAUUGCUAUAGUUAGAUUAUUAAGGCAGACGGUAUUCCAGGCCUGUGGGUUGGAAUUAUCCCAAACAUCCUUAGGAACUCAGUAAUCAACGCUGCUGAGAUCGCCUCAUAUGAUCAAUACAAGCAAAUGUUCCUCCAAUAUACUGCCCUUCCAGAUAACAUGUCCCUCCACAUUCUCUGCGGUUUCAUGGCUGGAUUCACUGCUACCUGCUUCGGUUCACCUUUUGACGUCGUCAAGACCAGAAUGAUGAGUGCUGCCGUUCCUUACAAGGGAGUUAUAGAUUGCGUGUCUAAGACUAUCAGAAAUGAAGGUCCAAUGGCAUUCUACAAUGGAUUCACAGCUAACUUCAUGAGAAUAGGUACAUGGAAUAUUGUAAUGUUUGUGACUCUAGAGUAGAUUAAGAAAGCAAUCUUCCCACCUAUAAAGAAAGAAUGA